ACUACCCUCUCUCUCUCUCUCUCUCUCUAAAAACCUUCAAAAAUCUCGGCUUUCACUUGCCAGAAGCCCUGGACACCACCUAAAAGAGCUGGAACCUUUACUUAGGUUCUGCGGUCAUGGAUGAACCUGAAGGGGCGGCAACAGCCAAGAAUAGUGAGGAAACCCUUAUGGUGAAUUUGGAUCGAGCUGAAGAUGAAAGUGAUGUAAUGUUUGAGGUGAAGGGCUCUGAAGUGUUUGUUGAUGGGGACAGCCUGAAUAAGGCGGAUUCUGAGUUUAGAAGUGAAGAUUUGGAUGGUGGAAGCAAUUUUGUGGCAAAAGAUGGCAAUGCGGCCUCUGCUCGUUCGGAAAGGGAAUCUGAAGGUGGAGUUGAAGAUGAUGUUUCGGAGGCAGCCCGAGAUGUUGAUUUAGUAUCUAUGUCUGCUGAGCCAGAUGAUCUAGUAACGAAUUGUGGGGGGAUUGGUUGUGUGAAUGGAGACUCAAAGAGUUCAGAAGAACAACUUACUACUGAAGAUGGUGUGUUCAUUCCUGAAAGAGAGGAGAAAUGUUGUUUAAAUGGUGAAGAAGCUUCACAUGGCUUCUGUGCAAAUGCUGCCGGGGUUUCAUCAUCUUCAGAGGAAAAACAAGGUCUGGUACUGUGUUGAAUCCAUUACAAUUUACAAACGUGUCAUGAUAUAUAUGUACAUAUAUAGAUUGUUCUGUUAUUUCCAUCAUCUCCGAUGGAGCCAAAAUUUCACCAUUUUUUGGCUUUGGGGUGUGAUGGAAUAAAUCAAAAUGGAUCUCUAAACUGUCUGCGCUUCUUUAAUUAAUGAAGUAGCAGUUAGUCAAGCAAUGCAACUUUCGACGUUGAGCCGGGGGUCUCUUUGGAAACAGCCUCUCUACUUUCAAGUAGGGGCAAGGUCUGCGUACACACACCCUCCCCAGACCCUACUCUUGUGGGAUUU
Molecule: messenger RNA, 941 nt
Organism: Cuscuta campestris
Lineage: Eukaryota; Viridiplantae; Streptophyta; Magnoliopsida; Solanales; Convolvulaceae
Source: the annotation of a GenBank genome assembly